AUGGCCCAAAAUGGCGGUAACGGUAACAAUGGUGUGAAGUUUGAGGCGCCGCAACCGCACUCGGUGAAAGAACAAUUGCCUGGAAUUCAGUAUUGCAUUAACAGCUCUCCUACAUGGCCGGAAGCAAUUGUACUGGGUUUCCAGCAUUAUCUACUCACUCUUGGCAUCACGGUUUUGAUUCCGAGCAUACUCGUUCCUCAAAUGGGCGGUGGAAAUGUUGAGAAGGCAACAGUCAUUCAGAGCUUACUUUUUGUUUCGGGAUUAAGCACGCUUUUUCAGUCAUUUCUAGGAACCCGGCUCCCCAUAGUGGUAGUGGGUUCAUAUGCUUAUUUGAUUCCUGUUACUUCUAUUAUCCAAGCAAGCAGAUACAGUUCUUGCACAGAUCCUUAUGAGAGGUUCGUACGGACAAUGAAAGGGAUUCAGGGUGCACUCAUUGCUGCUGCAUGUUUCCAGAGUGCAUUGGGAUUUUUAGGAUUAUGGAGAAAUGCUGUGAGGUUCCUUAGCCCUCUCUCUGUUGUUCCAUAUGUGACUUUUACUGGGCUUGGACUUUAUCAUCUUGGCUUCCCCAUGCUUGCAAAGUGUGUAGAAGUUGGCCUUCCAGGGAUUAUUCUCAUGGUUUUCAUUUCACAGUAUCUUCCUCGUUAUAUACAAUCAAAGCGCCUUAUCUGUGACAGAUUUUCAAUCCUCUUCACAGUUGCAAUUACAUGGUUAUUUGCUCAACUUCUAACCUCAACUAAUGUAUACAAACACAAACCAGAGAACACCCAGAUUAGCUGUCGAACUGAUCGUGCUGGGCUUAUUACCACAGCUCCUUGGAUAUAUUUUCCUUAUCCCUUUCAAUGGGGAAGCCCCACCUUUAAUGCUAGAGAUGUCUUUGUUAUGAUGGCUCCUGCUUUGGUUUCUCUUUUUGAGUCAACUGGUACAUUCUUUGCAGCUGCAAGAUAUGGAAGUGCUACACCCGUUCCACCUUCUGUUAUUAGCCGUGGUGCUGGAUGGCUGGGAAUUGGGGUUUUGCUCAAUGGUUUUCUUGGUUCUGUCACAGGCACAACUGCAUCAGUUGAAAACGUAGGCCUGCUGGCGUUGACAAGAGUUGGAAGCCGCAGAGUAAUUCAAAUAUCAGCUGGAUUCAUGAUUUUCUUCUCCAUAUUUGCAAAAUUCGGAGCCAUUUUCGCUUCUAUACCAUUACCAAUUGUGGCAGCUUUAUACUGCGUUCUCUUCAGCUAUGUCUCUUCUGCUGGUCUUAGCUUUCUCCAAUUCUGUAACCUGAAUAGUUUCAAAACAAAGUUCAUAUUAGGCUUCUCCUUCUUCAUGGGUUUAUCAGUUCCACAGUACUUCAGAGAAUAUUUUCAUGGUGGUUGGAGAUCACCUCAUCAUAUUGGCUUGUUCAGUGACAUAAUCCUUGUGAUCUUCAUGUCACAUACAACAGUUGCUGCGCUGAUAGCUUUAUUCUUUGAUCUGACACUUUCUCGAGAAAAUGAUGAAACCAGAAAGGACAUUGGGUUGAAUUGGUGGGAAAGGUUUAGCUUAUAUAAAUCAGAUGUUAGGAAUGAAGAAUUCUAUGCACUACCCUGCAGCCUCAACAAGCUUUUCCCAUCAAUUUAACCUUUGAAACUAAAUUAUUUACAUUUUCUUAGCUUC
This is a messenger RNA of Hibiscus syriacus, 1638 nucleotides long. Its product is annotated as putative nucleobase-ascorbate transporter 10. NCBI's taxonomy places the organism in Eukaryota, Viridiplantae, Streptophyta, Magnoliopsida, Malvales, Malvaceae. The transcript has 13 exons. The coding region runs from base 1 to 1602 and encodes 533 amino acids. Gene Ontology annotation, cellular component: membrane. Gene Ontology annotation, molecular function: transmembrane transporter activity. Gene Ontology annotation, biological process: transmembrane transport. The record is from RefSeq and is a predicted model, not a curated record.